Miscanthus lutarioriparius is the source of this 1731-nucleotide messenger RNA. NCBI's taxonomy places the organism in Eukaryota, Viridiplantae, Streptophyta, Magnoliopsida, Poales, Poaceae. The record is from the annotation of a GenBank genome assembly.
AUGGCAAAAGAGAUCAUGGCUGGUGGCGACCAUGGCGAAGGAGACGAGGAGGAGGAGGAAGACAUGCUUCCCGGGUUCCGGUUCCACCCCACUGACGAGGAGCUGGUCACCUUCUACCUCCGGCGGAAGGUGGCCGGGAAGCGCCUUAGCAUCGAGAUCAUCAAGGAUUUCGACAUCUACAAGCACGACCCAUGGGACCUUCCAAAGUCGAGCUCGAUCUCGGGAGAGAAGGAAUGGUACUUCUUCUGCCUGCGGGGGAGGAAGUACAGGAACAGCAUCAGGCCCAACAGGGUCGCCGGCUCCGGCUUCUGGAAGCCAACGGGCAUCGACCGCCCCAUCCAUUCCGCCCCCUCCGGCCGCUCCGGUGACCCCAUCGGCCUCAAGAAGUCGCUUGUGUUCUACCGCGGCAGCGCCGGCAAGGGCACCAAGACGGAGUGGAUGAUGCACGAGUUCCGCCUCCCGCCGCGCGCCGAGAACGCCCACACUUCGCCCAGCGAGCAAGAGGCGGAGGUGUGGACCAUCUGCCGGAUCUUCAGGAGGAACUUCACCUACAAGAAGCACCCGCAGCAGCAGGUCACCGGCAGCAAGGUGUCCGCCGCCGCGGCCGUCGUCGUGCAGCCCGGGGAGUCUAUCUCCGUCACCGGCAGCCUCGAGUCGGACACCGGGGACGAGUACACGAACGACCUGCCACAGCCCCCUCUGCAAGCUCCGGCGGUGAUAGACGACUACGACUACGGCUACGGCUACGGCCAGCAGCACCAGCAGCCGCUUCAGCAGGCCCAGUGGAACAGCCACGCGCUGCAUGCAGCGGCCACGGCGCCGCUGCUGUCACCGACGAUGGCCGCGUUCCACCACGGAGUGCUCAGUAGCCCUGCUGUCGGUGGGCUAGACGACAUGUACUACAAAGAUGGGUCCAGCUGGGACGACAUUGGCAGGAUGGAUAUUCGUGCACGCGAUUCUACCAUCAAUGAGAUUGCGGAUAAAUUACGGGAGACUGCAGAAGCAGCUGAAACUGCUGCUUCUGCGGCACGUUCAAUUGAUGAAGAGAGAAGGUUUUUUACGUCAGAACUUGAACGUCUGAAACAAGACCAUGAGAAACAAGUUGAAGCAUCUUUGCUUAGGUUAAGGGAAUCGGAGGAGAAAGCAAAGCUUCUUGUUGAAGAGAGAGAUCGUUUGCUUACAGAGAGAGAUUCUGCUCUUCAAGAAGUUCAGAUGUGGCGCUCGGAACUUGGAAAAGCUAGAGGAAAUGCUGUAAUUCUAGAAGCAGCUGUUGUCAGAGCUGAAGAGAAAGCUAGGGUCUCAGCAGCAGAUGCUGACGUCCGGAUAAAAGAAGCCAUGAGCCGACUUGAGUCUGCCAUCAAAGAAAAGGAGGAUCUCCUAGCCCUUGUGGAUGCUCUACAAUCUCAAAUACAAAGCAGGCAAGAGACUAGCACAAGACAGGUUUGUGAAGAGAGCUCGGAGCUCUGCUCUACUGCUUCAAAGCACAUGGAAGAUGAUAAUGUUGAUAAAGCUUGCGUAAGUGAUACAGAUCUAAUACCGGUUACAGAGAACAUUGUUGAGUUGGAUGACGAGGUUGUCGAUAUCCCUACAGUGGGGGACACUGAGUGGGAUAAUCCCCAUUCUUCUGAAGUGUCUGAUGUAAGGGAAGUAACCACAGAACCCGAAGAAAACAGCUUGGACAUUCCUGUAUGUCGAUACUCGAUGUCCAACCUUUUUGUGAGAAUUGCUUAG